GAGAGAGAGGGAGAGAGAGAGACAGAGAGCUUCGUUUCAAAUGUUUUGAAGUUUGAGCUUUAAAACCAUAAACCCGAGUCAGUGAAAACGAAAUUAACCAGAAAAGAUACAUAUAUUAGUAACCCAGAACACAGUUUCUGAGAUAGAAGGAGAUGAGUAAAUGGUUGGGAUUUUCUCUGACUCCACACCUGAGAAUCGAUCAAGGGUUUGGUAGAGAUGAACAAGGAGGUUUCUCUUCUGUUAUGCCUUUGCGCUCUGAUGGUUCUCUCUGUGUUGUUGAUCCUUUUAGACGUUCCUCUAAUGCUUCUCAAGAUUGGAGAUAUGAAAACUCCAUUGAUGGGACUAGUGCAAGUGAGGAGGGUCCAAAGCUUGAGGACUUCUUAGGUUGUUACUCAAACUCCCCUUCUGAUGAGACCAAAUUUUACUGCCAGGAAGACCAUACCCAAAACCAAAGUAAUGGAAUCAAUGUUAAUGUAGUACCAAGCAUCAACAACAAUGGAGAUAUAGACACUAGAGACAAUCUCACAAACCCACCUCAUUUAAUCCAAUCUUAUCAUCAUUACAAUGAAAACCCACAUAUCCUAAUCCCUAGUGACAACCUCCAACACUGCGAUCCAAACCCUAGCCAUAGCCAUAACAAUAGGAUGUAUAGUUUACCGUUCGAGAGUGGUAGUUCAGUUUCUGGGUUCAAGUCUUGGCUAAGGCAGACACCAUAUUCUGGCGAUAAAUCUUCAAGUGAAGCAAACAAUUGCAAUUUUCAGCCAUUAUCACUCACAAUGAGUCCGAGUUCUCAGAAUGAAUUGGCUGCAGUUUCUCCAGUGCAAGCGGUUGACAAUCGUAAAAGGCCUAUUGGAAAGUCUGUUGCAAGAGAGCCAAUCCCUCGUAAAUCCAUUGACACUUUCGGACAAAGAACUUCACAAUAUAGAGGCGUCACGAGGCAUAGAUGGACUGGAAGAUACGAGGCUCAUUUGUGGGACAAUAGCUGCAGAAAAGAAGGACAAACAAGGAAAGGAAGGCAAGUUUACCUUGGUGGUUAUGAUAAAGAAGAAAAAGCAGCAAGAGCUUAUGAUUUAGCUGCCUUGAAGUAUUGGGGACCAACAACUCAUAUAAAUUUCCCUUUAAGCACUUAUGAGAAAGAACUUGAAGAGAUGAAGCACAUGACCAGGCAAGAAUUUGUAGCCAAUUUGAGAAGGAAAAGUAGUGGGUUUUCAAGAGGAGCUUCUGUGUAUAGAGGAGUGACAAGGCACCAUCAACAUGGAAGAUGGCAAGCUAGAAUUGGGAGGGUUGCUGGGAACAAGGACUUGUACCUCGGAACUUUUAGCACGCAAGAAGAAGCUGCUGAGGCCUAUGAUAUUGCAGCGAUUAAAUUUAGAGGUACAAGUGCUGUUACCAAUUUUGAUAUAAGUAGAUAUGAUGUGAAGAGAAUUUGCUCAAGCUCUACACUCAUUGCUGGUGACCUUGCCAAACGAUCACCAAAAGACUUGGCCCCAUCGACGCUUGAGGACAAUAAUUCUUGUGCUUCAUCAACAUCUCCUCAACGCCUUCUUGCCAUGGCAAAUUGUGAAGCCUCUGAUGAAUUGGCUGAUACAAUGUGGAAUUCAAAUUCGGACGAACAUCAACAGCGACCAAGUGCUAGUAAUGCCAACAAUCCAGUGAGUUCAAAAUGUUCGGUUGGCUUAGCCGGCGAAUUCAGCACAGGUGUUGGAGAUUACACUCAAGGUUUCUCCUCGUUGGAAGGCUCAAAGUAUGAAGAUGGUAACAAUGGAAGUAAUGAUAGGAUUAGUGGUUUAGGAUUAGUUCAUCCAGUCCCCAUGUUUGCAUUGUGGAAUGAGUAGGGAUGAGCAUUUCACAGAUUAUUUGUCUUCGACUUUUAGAUUUGAGAGUUCAAGUUAUUAGAAACUGUAGGGAAAAAGAAAAUUUGGUAGAUAUAGAAGGGUACGUAGCAAAUGUCGCAAGAACUUGAAUUUCAGGAUUACGAGAUUAAGGUUUUUUUAGGAGGAUUCAUGAAAAUGAAAAGUAGUAAAAUGAAACGAA
This is a messenger RNA of Manihot esculenta (cassava), 2034 nucleotides long. RefSeq names its product AP2-like ethylene-responsive transcription factor AIL1. Gene Ontology annotation, biological process: regulation of DNA-templated transcription. Gene Ontology annotation, molecular function: DNA binding; DNA-binding transcription factor activity. Bases 153 to 1835 code for a protein of 560 amino acids. The record is from RefSeq and is a predicted model, not a curated record. The transcript has 9 exons. Lineage: Eukaryota; Viridiplantae; Streptophyta; Magnoliopsida; Malpighiales; Euphorbiaceae.